Zingiber officinale is the source of this 678-nucleotide messenger RNA. RefSeq lists its product as uncharacterized. Bases 87 to 437 code for a protein of 116 amino acids. The record is from RefSeq and is a predicted model, not a curated record. The transcript has 3 exons. Lineage: Eukaryota; Viridiplantae; Streptophyta; Magnoliopsida; Zingiberales; Zingiberaceae.
UGAUUUAUAAUAGAAGCGAGAAGAUGCGAGCGUGCAUAGUCGCUGUUUGAUCUCGAGAAACCCUUCGGUUUGGAUCCGAAAUCGCCAUGGCCGCCAAGAUCGCAGCAAGGUACGUCGCCCGCAGGCUCUCCUCCGGUGGGAAGGUUCUCAGCGAGGAGGAGAAAGCGGCGGAGAACGUUUUCAUCAAGAAAAUUGAGAAAGAAAAGUUAGAGAAGCUUGCGCAGAAGGGCCCAAAACCUGCAGAGGAAGCCCCAGUCAAACCAGAACCCUCAUCCACUGAGGUGAAGUCCACUGCUACACAAGGAUCAUCGACAGCGGGUACUUCAACCGACCCGAUCCGCAACUAUGCUGUGCUUGCUGGGACUGCUGCUGCUGUUUGUGGCCUGGGCUGGUAUCUCCUCUCGAAACCAAGUAAAACAGAAGAAGUAGUUGAUUGAGGCUCCAACGUGGUUCAAGAGGCCGAGCCCAUUGGGAAUUGGGUUUCAUUACUUGCCUUAACUUUUCCAUCAAACUUGCACUACUCUAGUAUACUUAGAGAUGCAAUUGGAAAUAAAUCGUUCCCUGUUUGAGUUGCACUUGAACAUGCAUUUGAAGUAGGGUCGCCUGCUACUUUGUUGAUUUCGGAAUGGCUUAUUUCUGUGUUUUUUCCCCUUCUAAAAUGCUGCUUCUGAAUCUUAA